Messenger RNA from Cyprinodon variegatus (sheepshead minnow), 3235 nucleotides. RefSeq names its product kelch like family member 3 (gene klhl3). Gene Ontology annotation, molecular function: protein binding. The coding region runs from base 91 to 1905 and encodes 604 amino acids. The transcript has 15 exons. NCBI's taxonomy places the organism in Eukaryota, Metazoa, Chordata, Actinopteri, Cyprinodontiformes, Cyprinodontidae. The record is from RefSeq and is a predicted model, not a curated record.
CAAGCUCUGCCUGAAAAGCAACAGCUGUGUUGCCAGAGUGACUCCUCUCGCUAAUAGACGAGCUGCGCUGGAUGCUCGGGCAGCGCUCUCAUGCCUGCUGUGCGCUCUGACUCCGGGAGGAUGGACGGUGUGUCGUUAGGUCUGGUGGCCCCACCGGCCUCGCCACGUCCAAACUGCCCCACGGAUUCAGAGGAGGACACGGUGAACGGAGGGAUUCACACGUUCAACCAGACACACAUGAGGAAAGCCUUCCAGCUGAUGAACGAUCUGAGGAGUAAAAAGAUGCUGUGUGACGUACAGCUGGUGGCGGGUAGCGUUGAAGUUCCAGCCCACCGGGUGGUCCUGGCAUCCUGUAGCCCUUACUUCUGUGCCAUGUUCACAGGUGACAUGAGCGAGAGCAAAGCCCACCAGGUGGAGAUCAGGGAGGUGGACGGCCAGACUCUGAGGAAACUGGUGGACUAUAUUUACACAGCUGAGAUAGAGGUGACAGAGGACAAUGUCCAGGUUCUCCUGCCAGCAGCCAGCCUCCUACAGCUGAUGGACGUUCGUCAGGUCUGCUGUGAGUUCCUGCAGUCACAGCUUCAUCCCACCAACUGUCUGGGCAUCCGAGCCUUUGCUGACCUGCACACCUGCACGCAGCUUCUCAGCCAGGCCCAUGCGUACGCUGAGCAGCAUUUCUCUGAGGUGGUGCAGGGCGAGGAGUUCCUGGGUCUGUCUCUACAGCAGGUGUCCAGCCUGAUCUCCAGUGACCAACUCACAGUCUCCACUGAGGAAAAGGUGUUUGAGGCGAUGAUAUCUUGGAUCAAAUACGACAAACCGACUCGUCUGGAGUACAUGCCCAAACUGAUGGAGCACGUCAGACUCCCACUGCUGUCCAGGGAUUACCUCGUCAAGAUUGUUGAGGAAGAAGCCUUAAUAAAGAACAACAACACCUGCAAAGACUUUCUCAUCGAAGCAAUGAAGUAUCACCUGCUGCCGGCCGACCAGCGCCACCUCAUCAAGACGGACCGAACACGACCGCGGACUCCUGUCAGCAUCCCCAAGGUGAUGAUUGUGGUGGGGGGUCAGGCUCCUAAAGCCAUCCGCGGCGUCGAGUGUUACGACUUCCAGGAAGAUCGCUGGUACCAGGUUGCUGAUCUGCCUUCCAGACGCUGCCGGGCAGGCGUGGUUUCCAUGGCGGGCCGAGUGUACGCGGUGGGCGGGUUCAACAGUUCGCUGCGGGAGCGGACCGUAGACGUUUACGACGGAGCGAGGGACCAGUGGAGCGCCGCGGCAAGCAUGCAGGAGAGACGCAGCACACUGGGAGCAGCUGUUCUGGGAGACCUGCUGUACGCUGUGGGAGGCUUUAAUGGAAGUAUAGGUCUGUCGACUGUUGAAGUUUACAAUCAAAAAACCAACGAGUGGACAUACGUGACCUCUAUGAACACCAGACGCAGCAGCGUGGGUGUCGGCGUAGUCGACGGUAAACUGUACGCAGUGGGAGGUUACGACGGCGCUUCACGUCAGUGUCUCAGCACAGUGGAAGAAUACGACCCAGUCUCCGAUCAGUGGUGCUAUGUGGCUGAUAUGAGCACACGGAGAAGUGGAGCAGGUGUGGGGGUCCUGGGCGGCCUGCUCUACGCAGCAGGCGGACAUGAUGGUCCUCUGGUGAGGAAGAGCGUGGAGGUGUACGACCCCCAGAGCAACGUGUGGAGGCUGGUCAGCGACAUGAACAUGUGUCGCAGAAAUGCAGGUGUUUGUGCCAUAAACGGGCUGCUGUAUGUGAUCGGAGGAGAUGAUGGUUCCUGUAACCUCUCCUCUGUGGAGUUUUAUAAUCCAGUCACCGAUAAAUGGAGCCUUAUUCCCACCAACAUGAGCAAUGGCCGCAGCUAUGCCGGGGUCGCAGUGAUCGACAAGCCGCUAUGACCCCGGCUCGUCCCACAGCAGAGUCCGAUUCACAGAGACCCUAACUGAUGAUUCCACUGAGAGCCUCCAUGUUUAGCAAACCUGCUGCUGGUCAGAACAGUUUCUAUUGGAGUUCAGGGACAUUUGAAGAAACUGUUGCUCUGGGUGAGAACCCCGCAGGCCCGGGACCAUGGGUUCAGAAGAACUUCCAGUCAGACGUUUUCAAAUGCAAAACAGAUCAGCAGCCAGGAAUACACUGCACAGAAAAAACAAACUGACAUAAAUGCACUAAACAGAGACGGUUCUUCACUUGAACAGUGGUUCUGUUCGUCUGCGUUCCGUUUCUGACCUUGGCAACAGACCAGCAGACUCUGGAAACUGGCAAUAAUCUGUGAGAUUUGCUAAUCUUACCAUAAAUGGAGGAAAAUCAGCUCAUGGUGACGAUUUGUCGGUGAAAUCAGAACCAAUCAGUGUUUGACUGGUGCGGCUGGUUCUGAUGUCCGACUCGCUUCAGCUGUCCGCAGUAUUAGUCCUCAGCCUGAACGCCUGAAACCCAGAAAGCUGCAAUAUAAAGAAUGUAAAAAAAAAAGGAAAAAGAAAAAUAUGUAGAUUUUGUAUUUUUUUUCAAAGAUUUGUUUUUAAUUUUGACUCUUUUGGCUUCAGAUAAGCUGGUGGGACUUACCAGAAAACACUACUGAUGUUCUGAUUCUGUGCACUGAACGCAAACCUCUGCGCAUCUCUUCCAACCUGCCAACAAGCUGCUUCACCUUCACAUUUUAGAGGCCAUAAACUCAUGACAAACUUUGUGGGACGUGCCAGUCACAGAGGAAACAUUGAAGGUCGGCAUGGGAAGGAGCUGCACUAAAAAACAUCUGGAAGGGUUUCAUGUCCAUGACAGAUGUUUGGGACUUUAUUUAUUGACUUCUGAGCUCUUCUGUCACGGUUUGUCUUCACGCUGUUAAAUAGGCGAAUGUGCCACUUCUUUCUGGAUGUAACAAAUCCUAAAAGAUGGAAAUUCUGUUUACUGGACUGGAUUUUAAUGUGUUGAUAAAAAGCACAUAGUUUAAUGUAACCAUGUUGUCUUAGAUGUCGUGACCUUAACUGAUCAAGCAUUUAGAUUCAUUCUAGUUGCUUCAGUGGGAUCUAUGUCUUUGCUUAUUUGAAACAAUUCUGGGUUUAUUUUAUGGCUCCAGUUCUGUUCUUCUUCAGGUGGGAAGUAGGUAGGACUGCUGCCCUCACCAGGUAGAACAGAGGAACUACCGAUCUGGUGCUCUACUGACCUGCUGGAAUGUGACUCCGUUGAACUUUUUUCAUUUUAAGGUUGAGCAUUAGUGAAAUAAUCUUUACAAAA